Nasonia vitripennis (jewel wasp) is the source of this 5047-nucleotide messenger RNA. RefSeq names its product protein TRC8 homolog (gene Trc8). Gene Ontology annotation, molecular function: ubiquitin protein ligase activity. Gene Ontology annotation, cellular component: endoplasmic reticulum; endomembrane system. The record is from RefSeq and is a predicted model, not a curated record. Bases 561 to 2696 code for a protein of 711 amino acids. Lineage: Eukaryota; Metazoa; Arthropoda; Insecta; Hymenoptera; Pteromalidae. The transcript has 6 exons. Gene Ontology annotation, biological process: ERAD pathway.
CUUUCCCCUCCCCUCCUAUGCACAGCUGCUCAGUAGAUGCAAUCGUGUGGAAAGCUCCCAUACACACAUGCGCACAUCAACAGUGUAGUGUAGUGUCAGACGUCACCUAUAGCGAGCUAAAGUUCGCCGAGUAGUCGUCGCGGAAUCGCCAAACGCAACACGCAUAUGCCUAUACACACACACACACACAUCUUCGUCUCCGUCGUCGUUACUCUUUCUCUCACCUGUCCCGGCGCGUCGUUACCAAUACUGCUGCAUCUUUAAUUUCAACUGACGUGUUCUUGGGAUUCGCGAUGUGUGCCGCGCUGUGAGCUCGAGAGAGAGAGAGAGAGAGAGAAAAAAAGCUCGUGGUUAUAUAUCUAUAGUGUGCGCGCGUGCAGUGCAGCAAAGGCGCCGCGAAUGUUCCUCACCUCGAUCGCGGACAGCGAGAGCAGAGAGUUUCGUCAGCGGGGCCGAUUCACGAUUCUGUACUGCUGGACGUCACGUUUGUAGCUCGACUGCACUGAGAGGAGCUCGGAGAGGAGUGGUUGACAUUCACUGACUUGAAAGCUGGCAGCAACAUGGACCUAUGGAUGCGGGAGAGGAUUUUCAGCUUUGCCACUGUCAUCAUGAGGGUGCCUCCGCUGUUUGUCAUCGACGAGCUUCUCAGGAUUGGACUAGGACUGACUCAGGAGACUGUGGUCUUCAACGGCACCGAGCAUGGACCCAUGAUGGAGAGCCAGGAUGGUGGAGCCAUUGAAUCGACUAUCGACACUGCUGGAUACUUGGUGUUCAAUACUAAGAACUGGUCUGGAAUUUACAGUCAUGAGACAUCCUAUUCCAGUUAUUGUAACCAUAUGUUCCUGAUGACAGUGCUGAGAUUCCUGGCAUGUUGUUUUGGCUGUGCAGCUGCUACUUGUACUUUUAUGCUAUGGACAAAACAGCUCAUAAUACUCUACCUUUACCUUAUAUCGGUGGGAGUUGUUUUUGUAUCUUAUUGGUCCAAUGUGAGCACUAUAGACGCCAUUACCACUUACCUAAGUUCUAAAGAAGAUGGAGGAAGUGUCUUAGCCGAUGUUCUCAAUCUCCAAUUCACACAGCUGAUGUCUAAUGGGCCAGGCAUAAUGAUCAUUCAAAAUAUCAUACUUCAAAGCGUUCUUGCUCACUUAUACUGUUACAUUCAUCUUGCUCCAAAAAACCCACAUCUUCAAAAAAUACUCAUCUACAGCUUUACUCUGUCAUCGCAAGUGGGAAUUUUGCCUCUACCUGCAAGCGUAAUGACUCGAUUCCCAGUCUUCGCGGCUCUAAUCCCGCUGGCUGUCUGCAAGUACGUGCUCUGGUGCAAUGCUUACAACAUCUGGAUGACGAUCCACCGGGGUUAUCAGCUCGGUCGCAACUUCAUCACAAACUACGGACUCUCAGCUCUCGCUGAAACCCAGUGGAGUCGACUACACGUGCCCUCUGUACUGCGUACCUUCUGGAUACUUCGUGUUGCCGAGCAAGUCGUUCAGAUUCUUUCCAGCGACUAUGGUGACGAAUCAUUCAACUACUACACGAUGCUUAAAACGCUCAUGGUCAACGGCUGCGAGACCGUCACCGCGGUCCUCGGCAUGACCAGCAUCAUAUCCGUCAUCUGCCACUACAUUGGCAGCUUCUUCCACUGGAUACUGCUCACCGACGAAGAUGACGAGAAGAGCAUCGGCACCGUUUCCGCCAUGCUCUUUUACAUCUUGGCCUUGCAAACCGGCCUGACCUCGCUCGACAAGGAGAAUCGACUGCUCCGGCUCUGCCGGAAUCUAUGUCUUCUGUUCACGGCAGUGCUGCAUUUCGUGCAUAGCAUCGUUAAUCCCUUGCUCAUGUCGCUGAGCGCUUCGCACAAUCCUGCUCUUCACAGGCACGUAAGAGCCCUCGCCGUCUGCGCCUAUCUCAUCGUCUUCCCAGCCUGGUUGCUCUCUUUCCUCUGGUCUCACUAUACGAUCAGUACUUGGUUACUCGCCGUCACCGUCUUCAGCAUCGAGGUCAUUGUCAAGGUCUUCGUCUCACUUGCCGUUUACUCGCUCUUCCUUUACGACGCUUACCGCAAAAACUUCUGGGAUGAUCUCGAUAACUGGAUCUACAUCAUUAGAUCUUUUGGUAACACAGUGGAGUUUGCUUUUGGUAUAAUCCUGUUCUUCAAUGGUUUCUGGAUCCUCGUGUUCGAAGCGGGCGGUACGAUCCGCGCAAUCAUGAUGUGCGUGCACGCGUACUUUAACCUCUGGUCCGAAGCCAAGGCCGGCUGGGAUGUCUUUAUGAAGCGGCGGCACGCCGUCAACAAAAUUAACUCGCUACCCGAAGCGAGCAAAAGACAGCUUGAUGAACACCAAGACGUCUGCGCUAUUUGCUACCAGGAAAUGGAGAGCGCCAAGAUCACAAAGUGUAAUCACCUCUUCCACGGAGUUUGUCUGAGGAAAUGGCUUUAUGUGCAAGACCGGUGUCCCCUCUGUCACGAAAUAAUGCACAGGGUACCCAAUCAGAGGGAUAACAACGAGGCUCAACCCGUCGAGGAGCAGCCGCGCAAUGAGGAGCGCGAACGAGAUAACGAGAUUGUAGGUAACGAUCGCGAGGAAGCAAGUGGCUACAUUCUGAGUCAAAUGAACUCGCAGAACGAUUCUGACUCACCGAGAACCUCUCCAUCGACGACGAAUCCACGACGAGAGCAGGCUGUAGAAGAAAGGUGAAGCUGGGCAUCCAGGUCGACUAAAUGUGAUAAAUAAAAAUGAUGAAAAAAGAAGAUGAGAAGUAAUUGAGAAAUUCCAAGACUUGAAAUUUUCUAGAAGCUAAGCUUGUUAUACAUAAACUGGAAGGGGGGAACCGCUAAGGGUUGAGAUCACGACGUGGAUGAGAAAUCUUUUGAAAACCACAAAUAUAUGAACCUUCUUUUUCCUAAAUAUUACAUGCGCUUCGAUCUUUUUCUGCGUAUUUUAAGGUGUCUUUCAUUUGUGAUAACAUCGUGAAGUUUUGUAAAUAACCGGUGAGAAGAAGAGCAAAUAAAAUUGUUUAUGUCAAAGUUGCUUUAUAAAAUAAUUUCCUUUCAAUUUUAGGAAAUGUAACAUAAAUAUCAACGAUAUAUUUUUUUAAAUCAAAAGUAACGUAACAGUACAAUGCUCCGAUGGUUGCAAACUUUAUAUAAACAAUUUUAAUUUGUAAUAUACAGGAUUCUAAAUAAUCGUCAAAUUAAAAUUUCGAAAAUAAAUUAAUGUAUAGCUUUAUCGUUGAAGAGAAAUGAGAAGUUAAAAGGUUCUGUGUAAGACUAGUAAAAUGCUGUUAAUAAUCAGCGCAUAAUUUAUUUUUCCUCAGUCGAUAAAUUAACUCGUAGUGUUAUGUCGAGUGCGGUGUUUAUGAUGCAUGUAAAUUAUAUAGAUUGUUUUUCUAAUACCUGUUCUUCACGACGUCGUACUUAAGACAUCGUUCUUCUUUACUUCCAAAGCCAUGGAUCAAUUGGAGAUUCGUCCGGUUUCCUGACAAGCGCUAAAGUUUGAAAAAUGUUUAACAUCUUAAAAGAGAAUACGGAAUUGAGAUACGGUUAAAUUCUGGUGUUUUACUGAUUUGAUCGUUCUAUUCAAAUAAAGACGUAAUUUAUAGACAGAUGAACUGUUAUAUAAUAUGAUCACAAAUUAACAUUCUUUUUUUUACCAAAUUCAUGAGUAUUUUGAACAAAGCAUGAAACUACCAGAAGCUUAACUUUUUGGCAAAGACAUUUUUCAUUUUGCUUACUUUUUAUUAUCUUACAAAGAUAAAUAAUAUGUACAUAUAUACAGUGAAUUUUUUCCAACCGAAAGUUUAUCGACGGGCUUACGAGGAUAAAUCUAGAGUACUCUUUCUCAAAACUAUUUUCAAAUCAUAUUCGUUGUGCGGCCUGAAAAUAAAUUUUCAGCAUAACUCGAAGAUUCACUUUGUUUUCAAAGAUAGGAAUAUUGUGUACUUCAUGUGACUAUGGUGAAAUCUAUGAUUCACAGGAAAUCGCCGUGACUUAUCAGUCGUAGUUUGCUUUUUUUCCGUGAUUAAAGCACAACCAAUUUGCUGUUGUCUUAAAAGACAUAUGUGAAAAUUACAGCACGAAUUUAAAUACACCAAAUUUUUAAUGCAUUUGAACUUGAGAUUCGACGUAAAUGUUUUGAAUACAUUUUCUGUCCUGUAUAAGUUUCUCUUUUGAAACAAUUUUUUAAAAUCUCUUUGUAAUAAUUAAAAAAAAACUUGCGUUGAACUAGUAACAGAAAAUUGCCCACCGAUCGUACACUAAUAGUAACGUCACUUUUUGUGGAAUAAUUUUCGCUGCGUAUAUUUUCACGUUUGAUUGAUAUUCAAUUUUACAGUCGUUACAUAAUUUCUCUAUUUUCAGAGUACACACUAAUCCUUUUAUUUGAAUCGUUUGUUAUUUGAUGUUUAGUAAAGAUACUACUAGGAUUCCAUUUAGGAUUAUUUUUCUACGACUAUGUAAUAAUAGCUUACGUAAUGCUCAGAGCUUGCCAAUUGUACAUUAAAAUACAAGAUUUUGUAUGCAAUUUCUUUGUAAAAUUUUUCUGCUGCUGUGUAUAAGGUACGAGAAAAGGAAAAUAUGCUUGACUCGAAAAUUCAGCACUUCCUUACAAACGGCUUUCGACGCAAGUUUUUCCGAGCUCAUUUCAAAUUCCAUUAAUCACACAACGUUCGGGAGAUGUCCAACAAAUGUUAUAUUUUUAAUGAUUGCUACCUGUUUAUGACGUUUUGUACAAACGAUAUUUAUAAUUUUAUUAAAAAUUUAUUAUUCAGUGCUUGUAAUUAUUAACGAAUAUGUGAAUAGUUUCAGGAAAUAUUCCAGCUUCACGUUAACCACUCGAUAUUAAAUAAAAGCUGCGUUAUACUGUUCAUAAUGUCAUGCUAUACAGAUAGGUUUAAAGUGGUUAAACAACGUCAUAUGAAUAGACAAAAUAAAUUACUAUAGAUGUAACUCAUAAUAUAAUUUUAUUAGUGGUAAUAAAUCGGUUUAAUUUUACGUAUAAGUGACAUUGUUUUGUAAAUUGCUCAAAUUAAAACCUUAAUUUUAUGACAA